CCCCCACGCAGCGCUGCGCGGACGCGACCCCAAAUUCGAAAUCGGCCAACGUCUCACCGCCUACGCUCCCCAUUUCAAACCAAAACCCCAUCUCGCAUCCUCCCCCUUCACCCGCACCCCCGAUCCACCGCCGCCACUCUGUCCAGCCGCCGGAACUCCGCCUCCGCCGCACCCAGCGAUGCCGUCGGACGGUGUCGACGAUGAGCUCGGCGGCGGCAGCUCCGCCCCCGCCCCCGCCCCCGCGCGGUUCGAGCUCCAGGAGGACCCUGCCUUCUGGAAGGACAACAACGUGCAGGUUGUGAUCCGUAUCCGGCCGCUCAGCAGCAGCGAGAUAUCGCUGCAGGGGCACAAGACAUGCAUCAGGCAGGAUUGUAGCCAGAGCCUCACCUGGACGGGGCAUCCCGAAUCCCGGUUCACUUUCGAUCUCGUCGCGGACGAGCAUGUCACGCAGGAGAAUCUGUUCAAAGUUGCUGGGGUGCCCAUGGUGGAGAACUGCAUGGCUGGUUAUAACAGCUGCAUGUUUGCUUACGGGCAGACUGGCAGCGGAAAAACACACACAAUGCUUGGUGAUAUAGAAAAUGGAACACGGAGGAACAAUGUGAACUGUGGUAUGACGCCUCGAGUAUUCGAGCAUCUCUUUUCAAGAAUCCAAAAGGAAAAGGAAAUAAGGAGAGAUGAAAAGCUUAGGUUCACCUGUAAAUGCUCUUUUUUGGAGAUUUAUAACGAGCAGAUUCUGGAUUUACUCAACCCAAAUUCUGUAAACUUGCAUAUAAGAGAGGAUGCCAAAAAGGGUGUCCAUGUUGAGAAUCUGACAGAACAUGACGUCUCCAAUGCUCGAGAAGCGAUGCAACAACUUAUAGAGGGGGCAGCAAACAGAAAGGUGGCAUCCACCAAUAUGAACAGAGCAAGUAGCCGCUCUCAUAGUGUUUUCACUUGUCUGAUAGAGAGUAAGUGGGAGUCGCAAGGUAUCAACCACCACAGAUUUUCUAGACUCAACCUUGUUGAUCUUGCUGGCUCAGAGAGGCAAAAGAGCUCAGGUGCUGAAGGGGAGCGCUUGAAGGAAGCGACCAACAUCAACAAGUCACUCUCAACUUUAGGACUUGUCAUUACAAACCUCAUUGCCGUAUCCAACAAAAAAUCACACCAUGUUCCCUAUCGAGAUUCAAAAUUAACGUUUCUCCUCCAGGAUUCCCUUGGAGGAAAUUCGAAGACGACUAUAAUUGCAAACAUAAGCCCAUCUAGCUGUUGUGCUGCUGAGACGUUAAGCACUUUGAAAUUUGCACAGCGAGCUAAAUACAUCAGGAAUAAUGCUACAAUAAACGAGGAUGCUUCAGGUGAUGUUCUCAGCAUGCGUUUACAGAUCCAGCACCUUAAGAAAGAAGUUAGCCGUUUGCAAGGACUAGUAAGUUCUGAAAAAACAGAAGACAUUGGUUCCCAUGGAUUUGUCUGUGAGUCUCCUAGCACAUUCAAAUGGGAUCAAGGUCCUGGCACGUUCAGUCCACUUUUUUUUGAUAAAAGGGCUACACAGAGGAAAGAUUAUGAUGCUGCCCUUGCUGCUGCGUUUAGGAGGGAACAAGAGAAGGAAGUAAAAUUGAAGGCAACAAUUGCUGCAAAGCUAACUGCUGAACAGCUGGCAGCUCAAAGAUCUGAAGAGGUAAGAAGUUUCAAGAUGAGGCUUAAAUUUCGUGAAGAACGGAUCAAAAGAUUGGAGCAAGUUACUUCAGGGAAGUUAUCUGCUGAAGCACAUCUUUUGCAAGAGAAGGAAGAGCUCGUGAAGGAAUUGGAAGUCCUGCGAAGUCAACUAGAUCGCAAUCCAGAAAUUACAAAAUUUGCAAUGGAAAACUUACAAUUAAAGGAAGAGCUGCGAAGGUUGCAGACAUUUGUUGAUGAAGGUGAACGGGAAAUGAUGCAUGAGCAAAUAAUUGUUUUACAAGAUAAGCUGCUAGAGGCACUUGACUGGAAGCUUAUGCAUGAGAAGGAUCCUGUUAACAAGGACCUCUCAUUAUUCGGGGAGUCAGCUGGUGAUGAGGAAAAUGAGUUUCUUCGAUUGCAGGCUAUUCAAAAUGAGAGAGAAAUCGAGUCAUUGCGUAAAAAGUUUACCUUCUGCCUGGAAGCAAAAGAUAAACUUGAGAGGCGUGUUGAUGAGUUGACCACAGAGUUGGAGCUUACAAAGAAACAUGAUGACACAAAUAAAGAAUUCAAGGCUGUCCAGCUCCAGGAGGAAGGUGAUGCCGGUUUACAUGACCUGCCUGAUGCUCAGACGGAACUUAAGACUUUGGUUGACGCAAUAGCUUCUGCAAGUCAAAGGGAAGCAGAAGCUCAUGAAACUGCGAUUGGUUUGGCCAAAGAGAAUGAAGAAUUAAGGAUGCAGCUUAAGGUUUUGAUUGAGGAUAACAAGAGAUUAGUUGAGCUCUAUGAACACGCUAUUGUCAAUGUUGGGGCGAAUCAAGAUGGAAACUGUCCUACCAUUCCUCAAACUAAAGAUGCAAGUGAUCAGCAAAGCAGCCAUCCUUUUGGAGGAAACUCUGCGGAUGAAGAUGAUCUGCUGGAAGCCCAACCAGUAGGCACAUCAGAUUUGUCUAUACACAACUCAUCCAGUGUGGACGAAGAGCCUAAGAUACUGGGUGAAAAAUGCAUCCAAGAGGACAACUUGUCAAGAACUACAUUUGCAGAAUUGCGUCUUCAACUGGAAGAGAUGCACGAGGAAAAUGAUAGACUUAUGGGUUUGUAUGAGAAAGCUAUGCAGGAAAGAGAUGAGUUCAAAAGGAAGAUUUUAGAGCAAGGCGAUUCUGAAACCAUGGAAGAGAUUCAGUCGGAUGAGAAAGAUGCUGAAAUGCUUGAAGCAGCAGAUCCUGAGAAUCUUGAAGUAAAACAUGUUCAUGACUCCUCGAUUGUAGCUUUUAAGGAAGUGUUGCAGCUUGUGCGGAUUAAACUGGAGCUUGUCCAAGACAAGAUUGUGUCUGCUCAGGAUGCAAUAAAAUAUUUUAAACUACUCGAAAUGGCUAGUAGUAAGGCGGAAGAACUUUCUGCAAGCAUUCAGCUCCAUUGUCUAGACAUGCAGCAUGGUCAGGAAGACAUCAAAGCCCUGAAGUCUGCGCAGUCGGAAUCACGGGAGAAGAAAAGUUCUUUUGAAGGCAAGUAUUUCCUGCCUGCAGCAUCAUGUUGGAACUUGGAUUUGAAGACCAAAGCCCUUGCUCAGUCCAAGUUUGAUGUCAACUUUGAAUUAAUGAAUCAAAAGAAGGAACAGUUGAAUCACCUCCUAACCCGCAAAAAUGAACUAUCUGCUGCGAGGACAAAAGCACAUGAAUCUGAAGCUGAGUUGAGAAACAAAUUUGAUGGCCUUAAACGGAAGCUUCGCUGUUAUGAAGCUCAAAGGAAGGAAGAAGAAAAGGUCCUUUUUGCUAUUGAUAAUCUGGAUACUUCCAGUGCACCAUUGCAUAAACUCAAGAAUUUUGGCAAGGCAACUGAGCUGCUGAAAUCUGAGGAGGAGCGGAUAAAGCUUUCACGUGAACUGAAGAAGGCCCAUGAACAGCUUGUCAUGGUGCAAAAGGAAAUAAAAAGUAUGGACAAAUGUGAUUAUAUUGAUUGUGAGAUUGAACUCCUUGAAAAAGAAAUAGAGGAUAGCUGCCUCUCUGUGCUGGAAGCAGACAUCGAGAAGUUUGUCCGUGACAAUACCUUGACAGAGAUUUGGGAGAGCGGGGAGGACAUGCAGCGCUUGCUGAUUGACUACCAAGAUUGCGUUUUCCAAGUCAACUUGAAGGAGGAAGAGAUGAAAGUAUGUGAGGAGUCCUUGCAGCAUCAAGCUAGGGGCUUGGAUGAGCUGCAUUCGAAGCUAAAUCAAGCGAUGCGGGACCUGGGUGAGCUUCUGCAGGACAGAAGAAGCUUAACCUCUUGCAGUUUGGAUGAACCCAUGCUGCCCGUUGGCGAAAAGGUGGAGGUGGAUCUUGAGGCCAUCAGGAUUCAUGUCUCUGAGGCUAAGCAGCUUUUGCUUCUCGACGGUCAGGCUAAUUUGUGAAUCUGCCCAGCUAGCAUCAAUUUCAUUCGCAGAUGCAAAUGCAAUUACUGACAGGCUAGUCUGUCUUGGCUUCAUCUGUUCACAUUCUUCGUAUCGUAGCAACAUGCUGCUACUCGUAUCGUAGCAGGAUGGAGAAGUCCUGAAGCCGAAUGUUCUGAUGUUUGUUCUGUGGACCACCUAUUCUAUCGUGUUCUAGCUUCAAGGUGCAAGACAGCAACUGAUUCGACAUGAUUCUGAUUUCUUGGGGGCUUGACCUUUUUGUUUCUGUAAUUCUGUAGACUAAUAAUCCGUGGGUGGUCUUGUAUCAUAAGUUAACUGAGCCAGCAUUGAUGCUUCACACAAGUGAAAGAAUGCGGCGCUCCAGUGAGUCUUGUGUUGCA
Messenger RNA from Phragmites australis (common reed), 4395 nucleotides. Its product is annotated as kinesin-like protein KIN-12G. The coding region runs from base 179 to 4015 and encodes 1278 amino acids. The record is from RefSeq and is a predicted model, not a curated record. NCBI's taxonomy places the organism in Eukaryota, Viridiplantae, Streptophyta, Magnoliopsida, Poales, Poaceae. The transcript is spliced from 21 exons. Gene Ontology annotation, biological process: microtubule-based movement. Gene Ontology annotation, molecular function: microtubule binding; microtubule motor activity; ATP binding.